Danaus plexippus (monarch butterfly) is the source of this 5813-nucleotide messenger RNA. RefSeq names its product facilitated trehalose transporter Tret1-like. Bases 250 to 2511 code for a protein of 753 amino acids. The transcript is spliced from 5 exons. Gene Ontology annotation, biological process: transmembrane transport; carbohydrate transport. Gene Ontology annotation, cellular component: membrane. The record is from RefSeq and is a predicted model, not a curated record. NCBI's taxonomy places the organism in Eukaryota, Metazoa, Arthropoda, Insecta, Lepidoptera, Nymphalidae. Gene Ontology annotation, molecular function: sugar transmembrane transporter activity.
CGCCGCGGCGCGUCGCCGCCAAACAGACGUGUCAAUACGGCCAGUAUUAACAAAAAAAAAUUCAAAAAUAACAACAAUAUAUUAAAUAUAUAAACCACUUAUUAAAAAAUCAACUGUGUCUUGCACUGGCAGUGUAAUCUUCGCGUUUCUGAUCCCUCCUUAUCAUCAUCGCUCGGUAUCUUCUCUGGUGUAUUAUUCUGUGUCAAUUCCAGUUGCCUCACGGAUUAUGAUGAAGCAAGAAAAAUAAAAAUGGCGGGUUCAAGAGAGAGAUUGCUAUACGAUCGUCACGUGGAAUUUGAAUUAGAAUAUGACCGAAGACGCCGACAGGAAACCAGGUUUGAACCACAGAGGUCACACACGAGCCGAGCUCCGGAAAGAUACCAAGAAACACCUCAGAGGAAAAAUGGCUACGUCUUCGAAGACAUUUAUUCAGAUUUCGAUGAAGCCCAAGGCCGCCUGUCAUUAUUCCGACCCAUCAGACCCGAAUAUUUAAAUCUGCAAACAACAUAUGACAACAAAUACAACUCGCUGCCUCGGACGUAUUACAAUGACGAGAGACGGCGCUAUAAAAAAGAUUAUUACGACUUCAGAAUCGAUGAAAGGAAAAUACCGAAGCAAUACUACGAAAAAUUUCAAUUGGACGAAAGAAUCGAAAGGAAAAGGAAUGAGAUCGGGACAAAGGAGAGGCGAUCCAACUCUAACGAACCGAGAGUUGAUAGGAAGCCUAAGAAUAUUGCCGUCUGCAAACCACUUCAGCUGCCUGAGAGGAACGCCAGAUACUGGACAACGGAUCCACCGGGAAAAGAUAAGAAACCAAAACGAGAGGAGAAUAAGAAAAUUGUGAAGUUCUCAGAAGUUUCUGGGUGUAGGAAGAUGGUUAUAGAUGACCCUGUGUGCGGCAGAAAAGUCGUAGCCGUCCGUGAACUUGAGGUUUCUUUGGACCAAAUGAUACAGAACGGUUACUUCGAGAGACACAACAUACCCAUACGACUACCGGAAAAAAAGGAAGAGAUAACUAGCGCGCUGCCUAACGGGAAGUGUGUCAGCGAUACGCCGACGAGAAAGUCUAGACAUUCCAGGCAUCUACCGCAGGUGUUGGCAGCCCUUGCGGUAUCACUAGCUCCGUUUUCGGCAGGUCUUGGUAAGGGUUACAGUUCCCCAGCUAUAGCUUCGCUUCAAGGACCUGGAAACGCAACCAGGAGGGAUUUCCAGCUCACAGAUCAGCAGGCGUCCUGGCUUGCUUCGUUAUCUUUUCUCGGUGCGCUGUUCGGUGGUAUGGCUGGAGGCGCUGCUAUGCGUCACGGACGUCGCCGAGUACUGUCCCUGGCCGCGGCACCUUGCAGCCUCUCCUGGCUAUUGACGGUGCUGGCCACAUCAGUACGCAUGAUGUGCAUCACAGCUUUUCUGGGAGGCUUCUGCUGCUCUAUACUGACAAUGUUAUCACAGGUUUACAUCAGUGAAAUAUCAGUACCAGACAUCAGGGGCUGUCUGAGCGCUGUUCUCAAAAUUGUAGGUCACCUUGGAGUGCUGUUUAGUUUCACCAUCGGAGCGUAUCUCGACUGGCAGCAACUAGCUCUCUGUAUAUCCGCUGCCCCCCUACUUCUCUUCUGCACAGUGCUUUAUAUACCGGAGACCCCGAGCUACCUCGUCCUUAUUGGAAAAGACGAUGAAGCAUACAAAAGUUUGCUAUGGCUUCGCGGACCAAACUCUGACGUUGCUCAAGAAUUAGCUACAAUCAGAACUAAUGUACUCGCCAGCAAAAAUUUUAGUCAGCGACAAAGUCAAAUGUCCAGCAGUCAACUGAUAAGUUCGUUAGACGUUAGGACGAUGAACCGCUUGCUUGGACCAAUUUUAGUGACUUGCGGACUGAUGAUGUUUCAGCGGUUCUCUGGUGCUCACGCAUUCUCUUUCUACGCUGUUCCGAUAUUCAGGAAGACUUUUGGAGGAAUGAAUCCACACGGAGCAGCUAUUGCUGUCUCAUUCGUGCAAUUACUAGCAUCUUGUCUCUCUGGUUUAUUGAUCGACACUGUUGGGCGACUGCCUUUGCUUAUAGUGAGCUCGGUGUUAAUGUCUAUGGCUUUAGCUGGCUUCGGAAGUUAUGCUUACUACGAAGAAGUCCACAGGAAUCAGAGGAUACAGAACGUAAUGUUCCAUCAAACAGUUGGACAAAAUGAUUGGAUUCCAUUACUAUGUGUUUUGGUAUUUACAAUUGCGUUUUCUUUGGGCAUGAGUCCCAUAUCGUGGCUGCUUAUAGGUGAACUCUUCCCUCUCGAAUACAGGGCGUUUGGCAGCGCGAUGGCAACUGCGUUUAGUUAUCUCUGUGCUUUCGUCGGUGUGAAAACUUUUGUCGAUUUCCAACAAGCGUUGGGUUUGCACGGCGCAUUUUGGUUGUACGCCUCCAUAAGUGUCGGGGGUCUUUGUUUUGUUGUCUGCUGUGUGCCAGAAACCAAAGGCAGGGAUCUUGAUGAAAUGGAUCCAAACUAUGUCCAAAGCCUCUCCCCCAAAAGGUAAGAAAAUGCAAAUCGUAAUAUGAUGAUUAUUUUAAAAUUUAAAAUGAUUCCAUAUCCUUAUUACCUGGUGUAUCUCAAUUCUUAAGUUUCGUGUUAUUGAUGAAAAUUUAAUUUAUCAACUUACGUCUUCGAUACUUUAGGCAUUAUUUUAGAUAAAUAUUUUAAAUUAUUUUCAUUACAUAUCUCCCUAACAAUUAAAAUUAUCAAAAUUUACUAUAUUCCCUACAUAUCCUCAAAAAAAUCCAUAUCGGAACAUAUUUUUCUUAAUAUUUCUUAUCUCUUUACGUAUCAUAUUAAAUCUUGUGAAAAGAAAAAAAUAUUAUGAGUAUAUUUUUUGUGAUUAAAUCAUAUACAUGUUAUUCCCAAAUUAAUGAGAAUAUUUUAUCUCAAUAUUACCUUGUCUCUUCCAAAAUAUGUUAUAUUUUUUCUAUACAUCUUCCCCGCCAUUAAACCGUAUGUGGAGUAUAUAAUAGACAUCAUAAAUAUGUAUGUAUUACAAAAUAACACAUUAAAAGAGCAACGUUUUUACAAAAUAACUAAUUCUACAAUCGAAUGGGCUCUCCUUUUAUCGUAGUCAAUACAAUUUAAAGACAAUUUUAAUCGAGCUUUCUUAUCUACUUAAUAUACGACAAUAAUUUUAGGACAAUAAAAUAUUCGUGAUGCCACGUUUAACUAAAUAUACAAGUAUUUAGUUACUCCUAUAUAUAUCGUGUAGAUUUGUGGCAUUAGAGCUCUUAUGCAGUACUCUCUUUUCUCCCUUUAAAAUGUUUUCCACUGACCGUCUAGUUUAACAGUCAAUGGUAUAUUAAAAAUUAUAUAUCCAAUUAACAAGAACAGUCUUCGAAACCGUAAAAUAUUAAAAAAGGGUAGUAUCAAAAAAAUUAGGUGUAGUUUACAGAUUGAUGGACUUAAGAAUCUUUUAAGUAAACAGUAUUUGAGAAUAAUUAAUUUUAAUCUCACGAAACAUAAUUACUGUCAAAGGAAUAGUUUUUUUUUAUUCACAUGGAGUUCCUUUUCUGUGCUAAAUAUAUUCUUAUACUAUACAGUAUACAUUUGUUCAAAUCUAUUGUUGUUGUUUCAAAAACCUUUAUUAUUCGUUACAUAAAGAAAUCUUUAAAUAUUUUAUUGAUUGUAUAUUAGAAUACUCUUUCUAUAAAAUAAUAUAUUCUAAAAUUUAUUUUAAAAUAUCAUUCUGUUAAAAUGUUUAUAUUUUUGAUUUUGGACUUAUAUAGUGACGUUUUGCAAACACUGUUAAAUUGUACACAACGACAGUGAAGCAAAAAUAUUAUUAUAAUACGAAAAGAUGUAAACAAGUAACAUUGCUAACAAACUAACUUCAAUAGUAUUCUUUCUAAAUACAAAGCAAAAAAGGAAUUGGUGAAAUAUUAUUUUUUGUAAGAGCGCCUGUGAAUUAAAUAUAGAAUUUUGUUAGAAAAGUUAAAUUGCAUUGUAGUAAGAAGAUUUUGCUUAUAAAAUAAAAAGGUUGUAAAACCAAAGAUUUGACAUCAGUAUUUAUCAGACAGAUAAAAUAAGCCAUAGAUUGUAUUUUAAACUUCCAAAAACGACAAUCGUCUUGUGAAAGAUGUCCAUUAGAAAAGAUGCCUUUAUUAGCUUAUGCCUGCCAGUGCGGACCGAUUAUGAUUUUAUAUUAUAAUUAUAUAUCACAUUGUAUUAUGUAAUUAUUAUAAAAUUGCAUUUUUUAUUGUGAAAAUAUUAUACGCCUACGAAAUAUCUUAAUAUUUCGUUUUAUAAUAAAACAAAUUUGGUCUGUAUUCUGAAAAACACUUGUCUGUAAUAACCCUAACGUUUUUUGCAUUGUCAAAUUUAACCCACAAAGGUAAAUUUUUCAUUCAUACAAUAUAGAAAACUCAAAGAUUUCUAAACCACAUAUAUAAUAAAAACACGUUCACAAAUUAUAAAACUAUAUAUAAAUGAAUGUUUUACAAAAAUAUAUGUAGCAAUGCCAAUGAUUUUACAUUAAUAUUAACACUUAAUAGAGGUGAUAUUUGUUGAAACCUCCUUUCACUGUGACGUAAGAACAGAUGCUUAAUUUUUUAAUCUACAAAAUGUGGAGAAAAUAAAAAAAGAAUUCAGUUUAGGAAAUGGUAGAUGUAGAUUAAAAUCACAAUCAAAUAAUAUAGAUAAUGUAAUAAUAGGUUGUGAAAUUAUACAAUUUCGACUUUUUAUAUUAUAGUGUUAGUCAUUGGCUUAAAAAUGUUAAAUAAAAUGCUUGCUCAUUAAAUAUUUCUUUAUAAAUAUAUAUAGUAUAAUGUAUUGCUGUAAAGGACUUAUUUGUUCUGAAUAUUACUGCUCUUUUUAAUCUGUUUUAUUUAAUUAAUAGAAAUUGUUGGUUGAAGUAAAUGUUUGUAUUUAAGUUGUAUUGGAUGUUCCAAACGAACAUAUUUUUAACCUAAAAAAAAUAUGUCUAAAUUACUUUUAAAAAUAUAAAGAAUUCUUUCUCAGGAGUGCUUUAAUAUUGUAAAUUAGUGCUAAUGCUUAGCCUUUUAGCAAUCGUAAUGUAUUAGAAGUGUGCCUGCUAUAGAAUAUUUCCCAAUUAUAGAUGUAGAGACUACUGAGCUGUGUUUAGAAUAAUAACGAAAAAUACUUACAGUCUUAUGGGUGUGUUGUGAAAAAAGUAACUUAUCGUGUAAAUACUGCCAUCUAUUGAGUUUUGAAGGAGUUGAUUUUAUGCCAAUAGAUGGCGCUGUUUCAAAUAAUUUAAUUGUAUAACAAAUUUCAUGACGCCAUUCGUCCAUAACUGUUUACAAGAAUUAUUUCUUUUUCUAUCAUUAAAUAUAAAAAUCUCAGGAUCAAUUUAUUAUAAGGUAGAUCGUAAUUAAGAUAGAAAGGCUUUAACUAGCUUAGAAAAUCCUUAAAGACUUUAGGGUACAAAUGACAGCUCAAGGUCAAUAAUAUAACAUUUUUUAAAUUAUAAACAAAUUUUUCUUCUUAUUAGCAACGAAAUAUUUAAACUUUAUAUAAGAAUUUGAUCUUUAUAUGUUAUAAACAGAAAACGGUAUUAAAUCAAAGAAAUUCAUAUCAAACACUAAGUUUCUCUAAUGGUUACUAAGAAAAUGAAAACGUUGAAUACUUCUUAUAAAUACUCUUAGAUAUCAGUUCGAGUGUUUUUAACAAAAUAAAGAUCUAAUUCCUAUUUCUUAGCUUCUAUAAACAAUAAGUGAAAUGACAAUACAAUUUUCCGACAAUAACUAUUAUUAGAAAUUCUUCUAUAUUGGAAUGGAAUUUACAUUAUAUUCAUAGAUCGAUGUAUUGCUGAGAUGCCUAAAUAUAUGAAGGUCUAGA